AAAUCUUCCCAAAUCCAGUGCCCAGACCUUCUAUGGGCAGAAGCUUUCAGUACCAUUCUUUACCACUAGGUAUAUAACCACUUCCUAAUCAUGGUGAAUCAUUUAAUCCUGACAAGCCUCUAGCAUUGUCUUCAAACCUUGAAUCUCUUCUGCUUUCUCAAACUUGAACUUUUCUUAAAACGACUUUUUCUAAUCCUAAGAGUGUUUUAAUUGUACAUAGUAAAAGACAACUUUAAUUAUGAUCAGAAAUCCAAAUUAUACAAACUUUGUUUGCUGUGCUGUUUGUAAUAAGAUAAUUCCACCAGCCCCUUUUGGGGAAACCUUCAAACGGAUCCAUGAAUACAAGCCAUUUAAGACACGGUUUUACACUCACAAAGAUAUACUGGAUAUUGGGAAAGAUAUUCUGAAUAAGGAAGAGCAGUUUCAAGAGGAUGCACUCAAAGAACGUAUUGCACAGGCAGAAGCUGACAUAUGGGCUAAGGCCGAUGAACGCCAAAGACAAGCAGUGAAGAAAGCCCUCGAAGAAGCAAAUGAUAUGUACAAAAUGCAAAUCCAGUUUCUGAAAGAGGAACAUGAGAAAGAGUUAAAGGAAAUGACAGUUAGGACCAAGAUGCAAUUGCAUAAAAACGUGGAAGAAGAACUGCAGCGAGAACACUUGGCUGCCGAGCAGCGCAUGGUCCACAGGAUCCAAAGGAUCAUGAUGGAGUGCCACCGCGAGAAGGUCCAGGCUGUGCAGGAAGCGCGAGAGCAGGAGAGGCUCAUUGCCCAGGAAGAGAUCCAGUCUCAGAGAAGAAAGGCCAUGGAGGAAUUUGUGAGUUCUGGUGUCACAGUUGCGAAGGAUCAGAAGAAGAAUGUGAACCAACUGAUAAAGGAAAAACAACAUGAAAUGAACAUCUACUAUUGCAUGACUCAGAGGCAGAAGCAAGAAGAGGUUCAGGAAGUGCUUCAAGAAGCAGAGAAAACACAUCAGGCCAAGCUCGGAAAUGUGAUGGACAAACUGGUUAACACUCAGGGGGAGCUGCUGUCCAUAGCGAAGCAACUGGGAAUUAUGACGAAUUGGAAAGACUUCCUGGAGGAAGAGUUACAGGAAACCAGGGCAGCAUUUCAAAAAUACAUCAAUUAUACAUUUCCAAAGCUCUCACCAGGACAUGCAGAUUUUAUUCUGCCAGAAAGAAAGAAAACACCUUCCAAUCUUAUUAUUCCAGAGAACCAAACAACUCCUGAUUAAAAGUCUUCAUCUGAAAUUUCACUACAAAAGACACAAUUCGAAAAACUAAAUAAAUUCAUUCAAAAACCA
This is a messenger RNA of Capra hircus (goat), 1297 nucleotides long. RefSeq names its product chromosome 9 C6orf163 homolog (gene C9H6orf163). The transcript is spliced from 5 exons. The record is from RefSeq and is a predicted model, not a curated record. NCBI's taxonomy places the organism in Eukaryota, Metazoa, Chordata, Mammalia, Artiodactyla, Bovidae. The coding region runs from base 239 to 1228 and encodes 329 amino acids.